AUGCCCACCAUCAUCAACCAUCGAAUCCCAUCGACAAUGACCCCACAUGAGCAAUGUCGACCCACCUUCCCGCUCCCAGACACGGCUGAAAAUCGUCGCCGCACUUUGGAGGACUUUCCAGGCAUCGACGAGGAUCUCGAGGUCGGCUUCAAGGUCACCAAUCGAGGCUGCGGCAACUGCAAACGCAACGGCAAACACUGCACCUUCGGCACUGGGCUUAAGCGGCAGAAUGACGCGAAAGGAGAAGAACAUUGCCACCAUCCACGACAUCAUGGACCGACUGCGUGCCCUUUUGAGCGCAAGUUGCAGGCACCGCAGCGCGAAGAGGCCAUCGCUUUGAUCGAAGAAGUUCGCAUAGUCGAGAUCAGCGGCCGCGGAGCAACGCAGUCUCAAGAGGACUUGAUGCGCGAGAAGCUCUAUGUUGCGCUUUUCCGAGAUGCACCAAAGCAACCUCCUUCGCACUCCAUUCUUCAGACGUAG
This is a messenger RNA of Moesziomyces antarcticus, 480 nucleotides long. RefSeq lists its product as uncharacterized. The transcript has 3 exons. The record is from RefSeq and is a predicted model, not a curated record. NCBI's taxonomy places the organism in Eukaryota, Fungi, Basidiomycota, Ustilaginomycetes, Ustilaginales, Ustilaginaceae. The coding region runs from base 1 to 480 and encodes 159 amino acids.